Messenger RNA from Eimeria mitis, 273 nucleotides. RefSeq lists its product as uncharacterized. The transcript has a single exon. NCBI's taxonomy places the organism in Eukaryota, Apicomplexa, Conoidasida, Eucoccidiorida, Eimeriidae. The record is from RefSeq and is a predicted model, not a curated record. The coding region runs from base 1 to 273 and encodes 90 amino acids.
AUGCUGCAGCAGCAGCAGCAGCAGCAGCAGCAGCAGCAGCACAGCCCGUCAGUGUACUGUGGAGACAGCGCUUCUAUCUACAGUCCCCCGCUGCAGCCGCAGCAGCAAAUGUAUCAUCCACAGCAGCAGCUGCUGCAGCAGCUGCACCAGCAGCAGCUGCAGCAGCAGCAGCAGCAGCUGCAGCAGCAGCAGCAGCAGCAGCAGCAGCAGCAGCAGCAAUUCGAGCAUCUCAACUGGCAGCAGCAGCAGCAGCAACAGCAGCCGCCGCCGUAG